UUUCAGUUUGAGUUAUUCAACGUUGGCGAGCAGCAGCAAAAAACAGCUAAGAGCCAAAAAGUGAUUUCAGAGCCGUGAGCGCAACGGCGGCCAAGAAGGGAAAGCAAACCAACCGAGUGUGUAUUAAAUACACAUAGCAAGCAGAUUUUUCUUUGCGCUCCGGGGGAGACACCGAGACACUGUGCUGCGCGCCAUUCCGUGUUGGAGCUCUCGUUGUGAACGUCGUCGGAGAUUCAGUGGCAGCAUUCAUAUUGCUGCCUAUUAUUUAAAAUAUUUCCUUCAGUGUCGGCGGUAGCAAUAACAGCCUCGUCGUGUUGGCCACAAAUAGCAAUCAAUACAAUUACAACGCUGGAGAACAACUGUUGGAUUUGGACGCGGCAGCCCUAAUGUCGUUGCCAAUGAAUUCGCUGUACUCGCUCACUUGGGGCGACUAUGGCACGUCUUUGGUAUCGGCCAUACAAUUGUUGCGCUGCCAUGGCGAUCUAGUCGAUUGCACAUUGGCAGCCGGCGGACGCAGUUUUCCGGCCCACAAAAUCGUGCUAUGCGCCGCCUCUCCAUUUCUGCUGGACUUGCUAAAGAACACACCAUGCAAGCAUCCAGUGGUAAUGUUGGCUGGCGUUAAUGCCAACGAUUUGGAGGCGCUGCUGGAAUUUGUAUAUCGCGGCGAGGUGAGCGUUGAUCAUGCGCAGCUGCCAUCGCUGCUGCAGGCAGCGCAGUGCCUCAAUAUACAAGGACUCGCACCGCAGACAGUGACUAAAGAUGACUACACCACGCACUCGAUACAACUGCAGCAUAUGAUACCACAGCAUCAUGAUCAGGAUCAACUAAUCGCCACCAUAGCCACGGCUCCGCAGCAAACUGUGCACGCACAGGUUGUGGAGGAUAUACAUCAUCAAGGACAAAUACUGCAAGCGACGAACCAGAACAAUGCCAGCGGACACCAGCAAACGAUUGUGACCACAGAUGCAGCCAAACAUGAUCAGGCCGUUAUACAAAGUUUUUUGCCCGCACGCAAACGCAAGCCACGUGUUAAAAAAAUGUCACCAGCGGCACCGAAAAUCAGCAAAAUGGACGGCAUGGAUACUAUAAUGGGCACACCAACUUCGUCGGGACAGCAAGUGGUGCAGCAACAAGUGUUGGAUGAAAAUGGCGCCGAAGCACAAUUGUUAAGCAGCACACCCAUCAUCAAAAGCGAGGGGCAAAAGGUCGACUCAAUUGUAACCAUGGAUCCGGACAAUAUGAUGCCAGUGCAAGCGGCAAAUGCGGCAACAGGCGAAAUCACAGCGGCAACAGGCACAACAGUUACAGGCAACAGCAGCGGCACGACGGCAACACCCAAGGCCAAGCGCACCAAACAUCCGCCUGGAACAGAAAAACCACGCUCACGCUCGCAAUCGGAACAACCAGCUACUUGCCCCAUUUGUUAUGCCGUCAUACGUCAAUCGCGCAAUUUGCGUCGCCAUCUCGAGCUGCGGCACUUUGCCAAGCCGGGCAUUAAAAAGGAGAAGAAAACAACCAGUGGUAAGAAAAGUGGCAGCGGCACCUCUGGCUCUGCAGGCGGCAGUGGCAACUUAAGCUCCAGCGGCGGCGUGCCGCAAGUGCAGACCGUGCAAUCUCUACAUCCGCUGCAGAGUGUGCAAGUCAAAAAGGAUCCCGAUGCGCAGCAACAACAGCAGCAGCAGCAGCAACAACAACAGCAGCAGCAGCAACAAGCUAUGACAGUGAGCAGCAACAGCGGCCAAGUGCAGCAGCAGCAGCAACAGGUGCAGCAGGUGCAAGUGCAGCAGCAACAGCUGCAGCAUCAUCAAAUCAUUGACUCGUCGGGCAACAUUACCACAGCAACCACCAGCGCACAAGCAGCAGCGCAGCAGCAAGCGAGCAAUCAGCAAUUGGUGGCACAGUCCGGCGAUGGCAGCGAGAGUGGCACGCCCUUAUCUAUAGCUCAAGUGCAGACGUUGCAAGGUCAUCAAAUCAUUGGCAACAUCAAUCAGGUGAAUAUGACAGACUUUCAACAGCAGCAACAACAACAACAACAACAACAGCAGCAGCAACAAACACAACAACCACAACAGACACUUUGAAUGACGCAACGGACCGAUUUAUAUAGUAGAGCUCCACUAUUUGAUAGCUUAAUAAUCUUUUGACUUGGUUUUAAAUUUAAUGUGCGUGUAGUCAAAUUAUUGUUUUUUAAAAAUCUAACAAUUGGCAAUUGUAGAGCAAAUUUUGUAUCAGUUUGUAUCAGUUAUUUUUCGAUUAUGACACCUGUUUAAAUUGUUGUUGAAUUUGUUAUUUUAAUAAUAUUUACUUUAGCCUUAAGCUAGUGUCAUUCACAAAGUUUGCUCUACAAUGUUUAAGCAAAUGUUGGUUAUUUAAUUCUUCUGUUGUACAAUUUUGUAAAAUUUUAACUGUUUGUUUCGCCUACAAUUAGUUUGGUUUCAUAUCUAAAUAUUUUAGUUAAUUCUAAGUGCGCGCGUUAUGGUUACUGUGCUGUAGUUUUUCCUUUUUCCUAUCCUAUGUAGUUCAUAGGCAUCCCGAAUGGUGCAAUAGUUAUGCAAUAUUAAUUUUCAACUUUGUCGACAUACUAUAUAAUUUCUUUAUAAUUGUACAAAAGCCAAAAUUGUCUGCUUAAAACCCCAAGCCACAGAUAUCUAUGUAUAAGCCGUAGUAGUUCUGAGCCCGAAACUAUCUGUGGGUAGUUCUUGUUGUAGUGCAGCUCUGUAUAAAAAAAAACUAUGCGCUUUUAUAGACAAAAACUUAUACAUAUACAAUUAAUUCAUUUUUAUUUUAAUA
Messenger RNA from Drosophila busckii, 2790 nucleotides. Its product is annotated as transcription factor GAGA. The coding region runs from base 387 to 2081 and encodes 564 amino acids. Gene Ontology annotation, biological process: regulation of transcription by RNA polymerase II. Gene Ontology annotation, cellular component: nucleus. Lineage: Eukaryota; Metazoa; Arthropoda; Insecta; Diptera; Drosophilidae. The record is from RefSeq and is a predicted model, not a curated record. The transcript has 6 exons. Gene Ontology annotation, molecular function: protein binding.